Polypterus senegalus (gray bichir) is the source of this 2662-nucleotide messenger RNA. It is a transcript of the gene lrsam1, whose product is annotated as leucine rich repeat and sterile alpha motif containing 1. The transcript has 25 exons. NCBI's taxonomy places the organism in Eukaryota, Metazoa, Chordata, Cladistia, Polypteriformes, Polypteridae. Gene Ontology annotation, molecular function: protein binding. Bases 273 to 2435 code for a protein of 720 amino acids. The record is from RefSeq and is a predicted model, not a curated record.
UGAGAUGUGCCUUUGCUGGUAAACAGAAAGCAGUAGCAGCAGCAGCAGCGACUGGCGCGUCUUCCGCCCUCCUCCUCCUCCUCCUCUUCUUCAUCUUCGCUACGGCACUACGGAUUACCGCUGGACCUGACCUGACCUCGCGGCGGGAGUCUCUUUUGUAUUUAUUUCCUUGGCAGAGAGAAGACCCCAAAGGAAGUGACGAAUAUUCUACUGGUGAAUGCAACCCACUGGCAGUGGCUGGCAGGCAGGCAGGCAGGGUGCAGCACUGGGACAUGCCGCUGUUCUUCAGGAAGAAGAAGCCAAGUGAGGAUGCAAAGAAGAGGCUGGAAUAUCAGCUGUGCCUGGCCAGGGAGGCGGGUGCUGACGACAUUUUGGACAUUUCUGCCUGUGAGCUCACAGAGAUUCCUGCCAGCGCUUUCUCCACGUGUAAGGUGUUGCAGAAGAAGGUCUUCAUCGUUCACGACAAUCAGCUGAGAAGCUUAGUGCCGCGGAACUGCAGCAUUACAGAUCUGUCAACGCUGAAGGUCCUGGAUGUUCAUGGAAACAGCCUGACGUCGCUGCCAGAUGACAUCGGACAGCUGCGCUCUUUGCAGAUCCUGAACCUCGAGAAGAAUCGACUGCAGAACCUCCCGGAGUCCAUUGGGGAGCUCGGCCAACUGCAGACUCUUAACGUCCGAGGAAACUGCCUGUGCCAGCUGAGGCCUGCUCUGGGUCGUCUGGGCAGCCUGCGCAGUCUUGACGUCAGUGAAAAUGGAGUGAGGGAGCUGCCCGUGGAGUUGGGCCACAUCCGGACCUUGGAGACUUUGACUUUGGACGCGACUCUCAUGGCCUUCCCGCCGGCUGGCGUCUGCUCUGGUGGCACUGAGAGCAUUCAGCGGUUCUUGUGUGCAGAGCUGGGCACCGAGUACUGCCCCCCGUCCCAGUACCUGCUGCCUGUGUUAGAGAACGAGGAGGUGGACCCAAAGGAGGACAUUGACAGAUGGAACAGACAAGUUCAGGACCAAGUGGAUGCUGGUUGGCAGAACAAAUUCCAGGCCUACGAGAAGAAGAAGGAGCAGAAGACGCAGGAGAAACUGGAAUUUGAGCGACGGCUGGGGGAAGAGCAGAGGGAGCAGGCGCAACUCGUUCUGCUGAGCAGCUCGCAUAAAGAAGACAUGCUGGAGUCCAUCAAGCAGGAACAGCAGCGGCUGGAGGAUGGAGUGUCACAACAGCAGAGGGCGCUGCAGGUGGAGCGGCAGAGGUUACUGGAGCAGCUCAGACUGGCAGAGGAGGGCAUCAGUGAGAGAAUUGAGCUGCUGCUGCUGGAGGGUCAGAGGCAGAAAGAAGAGUCGCCGCUCUUUCAGGACUUGGAAAAUGAGAGGUUGCGACUUGAGAGGUUGAUGGCAAUCACGCAGGAGGAGGCCGAGUCACUGCGCAGAAAGGAGGUGGCAGCGGCCAUGCAGCAGAUGCUGUCUGAAAGUUAUUCCAUCCAACUCAUCCAGGAGGCGUGCGAGUCCCGUCGGCAGAGGCUCGUCUCCGAGACUUACUCCAGCAUGGAGCAGUUGGACAAGAAUUUUGAGCGCGUGCUGUCCCUGCAGCACCUCGAUCAAAGCCGAGCCAUCAGUCGCAUCCUGCAGGAGGCAGAAAUGCAGAAGGUGGCAUUUGAAGCGCUGCAGCUUCAGCGAGACGGGGCACACAGAUACAUCAGGAGGCAGAUUAGACUAAUUGAGUCGGAAUUAAUGCAGCUGACAAGGCUGGAGGUAAAGAGACGUGAUCUGGACGCGGAGACCCUGCAGGAAGUCCUGUCGGAGCAGCGGCGCGCCCUGAGUGACCUGCUGCAGCAGCUGCUGAAACAGAAAGACCAGCGCGAGGGCGAGCUGCGGGACAUCCUGGUGGAGAUGCAGCUGAAGAGCGAAGCUGCCCAGGAGAACUUCUGGCUGAUUCAGUACCAGAGGCUGCUGGACUCCAAGCCGCUGUCCCUGCAGGUCCAGGAGGCCGGCCUUCCCCAGGAGUUGGUCGACUUGCUCCGCCAACUUUCUGCUCAGCAGUAUUUGCCCAUUCUGGCCCACCACAGAGUGACGCAGGAGAGCCUGCGUGGCAUGACACCUGCUGACCUCCUUAAGCUGGGUAUCGUCGAGGUAGGAGUUCAGCACUCCCUGCUGGCAUGGGCACGUGCCCUUCCAUCAUCUCCACUUGCAGAGCGCGUCAAGCCUGAAGAAGUCCCCACUCCAGCACCCAGUGCCCCGUCGCUCCCACUGACGCCUCCCAGUGCCCAGGACAAACGGCACACAGAAGCCGAACACAUGGAGUGUGUGGUGUGCAUGGAGAACGAGUCUCAGGUUGUCUUCCUCCCGUGUGGACACAUCUGCUGCUGCCUGCCGUGCAGUGAGGUGCUGCGAAGCUGCCCGCUGUGCCGUAGUGACAUCGCCCAGCACAUCCGCAUCUACCGCCUGUAAGCAGGGGUGCCCGUCCAGCCCCCUCCAUCUGAACAUGCACUGCACUUUAUAUGGUCUGGACUGGGGCACCCCCUGCCUUAAAACUGGAUGCUCAGGUCUAAUGGUGUCUGGGGGGCACCGAGUCCGCGUCUGCAUGAACGGGGCGAUGGGGGCCAGCAUGCGUGUGCCAGCGCCCGGACACGAGUCCUCGAGCGGACAAAUAAAAGCUGCUUUGCUGCUGAACCUCA